Molecule: messenger RNA, 516 nt
Organism: Oldenlandia corymbosa var. corymbosa
Lineage: Eukaryota; Viridiplantae; Streptophyta; Magnoliopsida; Gentianales; Rubiaceae
Source: the annotation of a GenBank genome assembly
AUGCCCUUGAAAGAAAAUUCAGAGCUGCUGAAUGAGAGCUCUCAGACGCUUGUCUCGCAUCCGGCGACUUCAGUGGUGGCAACGUCGGUAGCUGCGACGAAUAAGUUUGCUAUUCUUGAUACCAUUCAGGAAGAGGAAGGGAAAAUCUUAAAGGACGUGAUUCUAGAGGAUGUGAUGGACGACACAGAGGUGAGUAAAACCUCUGGUAUGAAGCUACUAGUUACGCAAGAAGUUGGAAGCGAAGCCUCGCAGCAAGAGGGUUUGCCUCCAUCUGAUCUGUUGCGACAAGAAGAAGAGACCCAAUCCUUGUUGCGUCUUGACUGUGACGUUCCCCUCAUUGUUGGUAUGUUUCAUGAUGAUGCUGAAAUAGGGAAACGAACUGAAAGGUUGGAUGUUUUUAACGGAGAUCAUGCUUGCUGGUCGGAGAGCAAUGCUGAUAAAGUUCACGAUCAAGAAACGACACAAGGGGAAGUUUCAGAAUCACAAAAAGAACUCAUAAACCAAAGGCUGAGAUGA